This is a messenger RNA of Cebus imitator (Panamanian white-faced capuchin), 1162 nucleotides long. RefSeq names its product RAB15 effector protein (gene REP15). The coding region runs from base 372 to 1082 and encodes 236 amino acids. NCBI's taxonomy places the organism in Eukaryota, Metazoa, Chordata, Mammalia, Primates, Cebidae. The record is from RefSeq and is a predicted model, not a curated record. The transcript has a single exon. Gene Ontology annotation, biological process: receptor recycling.
CUCAAGAAACAAGAAAAAGAACUAACAUGCCAUUUUUACUUUAACACUUGGAAAGAAGAAACAUAUCUUGGAAGCGAUUACCAAAGAUUAAAAGUAGAGUGGAUAUAACCUAGAUAGAACAGAUAUUUCGUGUGAAAUUUGGUAUCACUAACUUAAACCAGCAGGAACUGUAUGAAUGGAAAACACCCAGUUAACAAACAGAGACCUAACGUGUAUUUAGCCGUAUGUAUAUAUGCUUAACUACACCCAAGGAAGCUGUAGAGUUAAAACGUGAACCAUGUUAACAGAUGGGACUUCUCUGCAGAACUUUUUCUUUGAGAUAGAAGUGGUUUGAACUAGAUUCACUUGUUUGAUAUUUGAAUGCAGAGAAAAUGGGGCAAAAAGCAUCACAACAGUUGGCUCUGAAGGACAGCAAAGAGGUGCACAGGGUCUGUGAGGUGGUCAGUGAAGCUAUAGUCCAUGCGGCUCAGAAGCUGAAGGAGUACCUUGGAUUUGAAUAUCCUCUGAGUAAACUCUGCCCAGCUGCAAAUACUCUGAAUGAAAUCUUCUUAAUCCACUUCAUCACUUUCUGCCAAGAAAAGGGAAUUGAUGAAUGGCUGACGACCACCAAGAUGACCAAGCACCAAGCCUUACUAUUUGGCGCUGACUGGAUUUGGACCUUUUGGGGAUCUGACAAGCAAAUAAAGUUUCAGCUGGCAGUACAGACUCUGCGGAUGUCUUCACCUUCUCUCGUGGAAUCUAAGCCUUGUGACCUUUCCAAUCCAGAAUCAAGGGUAGAGGAGUCUUCCUGGAAGAAAAGUAGAUUUGAUAAGCUGGAAGAAUUCUGUAGCUUGAUAGGAAAGGAUUGCCUGGGUCUGUUUUUCAUCUUUGGGAUGCCGGGAAAGCCUAAAGACAUCAGGGCAGUUGUCCUGGACAGUGUCAAAAGUCAGAUGGUGAGGAGCCAUCUGCCAGGACGGAAGGCUGUGGUUCAGUUUGUCCUGGAAACUGAAGACUGUGUCUUCAUCAAAGAGCUGCUCAGAAGCUGUCUGAGUAAGAAAGAUGGGCUGAGAGAGGUGGGCAAGGUUUAUAUUAGCAUUCUCUAACCUGGAUAUGUAUGAUGUGACUGGCCUGUAAGAAGAAAAGACAAAAAGAUUCUAAUAAGCAAGCUCACCUAUUUGCAUCA